Molecule: messenger RNA, 4281 nt
Organism: Morone saxatilis (striped sea-bass)
Lineage: Eukaryota; Metazoa; Chordata; Actinopteri; Moronidae
Gene: chrm3a
Product: cholinergic receptor, muscarinic 3a
Biological process (GO): regulation of vascular associated smooth muscle contraction; G protein-coupled receptor signaling pathway, coupled to cyclic nucleotide second messenger; chemical synaptic transmission
Cellular component (GO): dendrite; plasma membrane; synapse
Molecular function (GO): G protein-coupled serotonin receptor activity; G protein-coupled acetylcholine receptor activity
Source: RefSeq, a predicted model, not a curated record
UCGGUGACAGUGGACGGUGGCGAGCCUCUUUGGCUGUGUACCGUUGACGCUUUAUUUGCGACUAGAUUGGACUGCCGUGCUGCCGCUGUGCCAAACAUGGACCCGUGACAAGUUUGACUGGAUUGCCAUUUUCCCAUCUACUUGUGCUGACUUUGACCCGCACGCUAUUGAGAUUUAUGAGGCCUGAGGAGGAUAAUCGCACACCCCCAGUAGACAGCAUGGACACCAAAAGGCAUUCUGCUGAAAGGUGACCUCCAGACACUUCACCUCCCCGAAACAUUUGAAUAUGCCAGUACAUAACAAUGAGCUCAAACAGCACAGACCCUGGUCUCUUCCUGACUGCCAACACCUCCACCCCAGCAGCUGGAGCCUACCCACAAUCCAAUGCUCUCCACCAAGGAGGAGCUGGAGGAGCCCCCUGGGCGGCUUUUCAUGUGAAUACCCUGGAUGAUAAUUCCUCUUCCACCAGCAAACUCUUAAACCUCACCUCGGAGUCCCAAAAUGGGAAUGGAACUGCAACCCUUGAUCCCUUGGGUGGCCACCCUGUGUGGCAGGUUGUUCUCAUUGUCUUGCUGACAGGCAUGCUGUCACUGAUCACCGUCAUCGGCAACAUCUUGGUAGUGGUAUCCUUCAAAGUUAAUCGCCAGCUGAAGACGGUCAAUAACUACUUCCUGCUGAGCUUGGCUGUUGCUGACCUCAUCAUAGGGGUCAUCUCCAUGAACCUCUACACAGCUUAUCUUGUGAUGGGCUACUGGGCCAUGGGGAACUGGGCAUGCGACCUGUGGCUGGCUAUAGACUAUGUGGCCAGUAAUGCAUCAGUUAUGAACUUACUGGUCAUCAGCUUUGACCGCUACUUUUCAAUCACCAGGCCUUUGACAUACCGGGCCAAACGGACCACGAAGCGAGCUGGGAUCAUGAUCGGCCUUGCCUGGUUUGUUUCUCUUGUUCUGUGGGCCCCAGCCAUCCUCCUAUGGCAGUAUUUUGAGGGUGAGAGGACAGUACCCUCAACUCAAUGCUACAUUCAGUUCCUCUCAGAGCCCACCAUUACCUUCUGUACAGCAAUGGCAGCUUUCUACCUGCCUGUGACGAUAAUGAGUGUUCUCUACUGGCGCAUUUACAGGGAGACCCAGAAUCGUUCGAAAGAGUUAGCUGGGUUGCAGGGGUCGGGGGGUCGUGGUGGGAACGGAGGAAAAAGUGGGAAUGGUGGGGGCGAGAGAGCCCGUUUUGUCCAUCAGACAGGAAGUUCUAGAAGUUGCAGCAGCUACGAGCUGACCAGGUUGUCCCGGAGAAAGAGCAGAUGUCGGGAGUUGGUUGGCCGCUUCCACUGCUGGCCUGGGGUUCGUUCUUGGAGACCAGGUAGUAUCCGGCAGGGGGAGGGUGAUCCAGACCAGAGCAGCAGCGACAGCUGGAACAACAAUGAUGCUGCAGCCUCGUUGGACCACUCUGGGUCUUCAGAAGAUGAGGACUGUGGGGGCCGAGAGAUGAUUUCCCAGAGUCAUGCUAUUUUCUCCAUUGUUCUCAGCCUGCCUGGGAUAAAGGCUGCUGUCAACUCCCAACUCACCUCAUGUGAGGAUCUGGAUGCAGCCUCAGAGGAGGAUCCGCUCAGGGGAGCAGAGUAUAGCCAAGACAGCCUUUCAACACUCACCACCAACACUACUGCCACCACCACUCCUGAUGGAACAAAUAGUUCAGAAAAUAGCUACCACCAACGCUUCUGCUCACGCAAGAUUCAAUCAAUGCCUAGUAUCCAGGCUACCUCUAACCAAGGCUCACCGGAUGAUCCCCCAACAGCUACUACCACUGCCACCGACACUACUACCACCAGCACCACCACUAAAUCCCCCACUGUCCCAAUGUCCUUCAAAGACGCAGCUCUGGCUAAACGUUUUGCAGCCCGAGCUCGGACUCAGAUUACCAAGAGGAAGCGCAUGUCCUUAGUGAAGGAGAAGAAGGCAGCUCAAACUCUCAGUGCCAUCCUCUUUGCUUUCAUCAUCACAUGGACACCUUACAACAUCAUGGUGUUGAUCAAUGCCUUCUGUAAGGGUUGCAUCCCGGAGACCCUGUGGGCAGUAGGGUACUGGCUAUGCUAUGUCAACAGCACAGUCAACCCCAUGUGCUACGCCUUGUGUAACAAGACUUUCCGUACAACGUUUAAGAUGAUACUGCUGUGCCGCUGGGACCAGAAAAAAAGGAGGAAGCAGCAGUUCCAGCAAAGGCAGUCAGUGGUCUUCCACAGGAGGAUUCCCAGGGAGUCCACGUAAAGGACAGGAAGUUUGUAUGGUCAAUAACAGGGAAUCAAACGAUUUAAUAUAGGACAAGGAAAAAGGAAGAAGCAUCCAUGUAGUUGUUUCUGUGGAGUUUCUUUGCUUAGAGAUGUGUUUCUCUGCUGAUAUGUCAAGCACAGCAAUCCUAUGUGGUGGUCUUGAGGUAUGUGUUUGUGUUGGUGCAUCCAUUUAGCAAAGCUCUAUGUAUGCGUAAAGGGUUGUAUUCGGUGAAGUCCAGAGAUGAAAGCUUUCCCUCUGUCCUUGAAGAACUGUUUACCAUUUUACGCUAGUACAGCUGAGAGAACAUGAACAGAGUGGAAAAUAUUAGAAAAGGGCUUUAAAAUGCAUUGCAGGUGAAUUAUUGAAGUGCAAUUGUCACAAGGGGAAAGGACAUCUUUGUCAUAGGGUUGGGGAUUCACAUUUCUUAUAAUUUUUCUCUGUGGCUAGCUAGAUCUGUAAUGUGCAGAGUGGUUUUGCAUUUCAAACAAAACUAUGUAUCUGUAAUACAUCACUGAAAGCCAAGACAAAAACUAUUUUAUGUUCACAGGCUUCUGCAUUGUACUGAUUUGACCUGCCAUCGUCUUGACUGGCAUGUUUUUAUCAGAACGUCUGUACAUUUCCUUUCUACAUGGAUAUAGCUUUUCUGUGUCUGAUGGAAUAUAAAAAGUUAUUAAAUUGUGUCCUUACUUUCAGUCAACAGAGAUCUGUUAUUUUUGUGAUAUUCAUCUUUGGUUUUCUAGAUAUUCCUGAGAUUUUGAGCCAGUCUGAAAAUGAUUCUUCUGAUGAACUGAGUUGUAAAUAUUCUCUGUGGCACCACAGUCAGUGAACUGCUGUUGUGUUCAAUGUGAUUGUUGUGGUUUUUAUGGUGGAGACAAUAAGUACACUGGUUGUGUUUUAUGUACUUGCAGUUCUCUGUCAAGAGUAAUGAUUAUACAAUGAUGAUAUUCUGUUUGUGUACAUUUGGAUAUUUCUGACUUGAUAAAAAAUGAUUGAUUGCAAACACAAAGAUGUCCAUUUAUAAAGAUAUGUGUUUUGAUUUUACACUAUCUCUAGCUCUUUGUAAAAGGCCACUUUGAUAUAGUAGAGCAAUGGCAGCCUCUAGUGGCUUGAGGAAGUACUGUUGUCCAGGCUGUGUCACUGUCAGACCAGGUUCUACAGUGCAGUAUUAAAAUCUCAUUCAUUCAUUCAGCCUUUAUUUAAAUCUAAAAAAAAAAUGAUUGAAUCGUCAUUUUCAGUGAGGUCAAGAGUAGAAUAGACUAAAUACAUACAAAACAAAACUGCCAAUAUGAAGACUACAAAUUGCCACAAUUUUUGAAGCUACAAUAUUUUAACUUUCUGUCAUAACAGACAGAAUUUUUUUGUUUAAUUUUACAUUAUUUAUGUGUGAAGAUUUUCUUCAUUAAAAUUAUUGAUAAGACAUACAGCAAUUGAUUUGUAAAUAGAAUUAAUAGCUGUCCUUGUCUACGUUACAUCAGGUUUUUCUUUACAAAAAGUGGGUGAACACCACAUACCAACAUAUGUCAGCAUAAAGAUCAACCAAGGCAAGAAUUUAUUUUAUUUUUUAUUUGUAAUGCACAUUAUAUUAUUCUUAAGUGGUUGGUUUUUACAUUGUUGCUGCACCAAAAUCUUGAAUAUUGUGCAAAAUGUAUUGAAGGUAAAUGAUAAACUGUAUUUUUACAACUGGCAUCCUGAAGAAUGAGUAGAUUUGAUUGUGUUGGAUGCAGUGGGCAUACAUAAUAGUAUGACUUAUGUGCUGUAUGCAAAAGAAAUGUUAAAAAAUAUCCCAUGCCUGUCAUCAGUGGAUAUUUUGUCUGCUUUCAACAUAACGUGCUCCAGUGACAUAACACAUUCUUCAUCAAAAUAUGAGAUUUUUGUACUUAAAUAUUGGGAAUGUAAACUACCAAAAUGGUAAACACAAACAUUUUGUUACAUUACAAGUAUGCCAAUCAUACUCAUAUUUUAAGUCAAUAAAAAACAAAAAUCUUUUUGACAGAAAUUAUCAUUUUUUGUGUCACAA